This is a messenger RNA of Ctenocephalides felis (cat flea), 560 nucleotides long. RefSeq lists its product as uncharacterized. The transcript is spliced from 11 exons. NCBI's taxonomy places the organism in Eukaryota, Metazoa, Arthropoda, Insecta, Siphonaptera, Pulicidae. The record is from RefSeq and is a predicted model, not a curated record. The coding region runs from base 74 to 520 and encodes 148 amino acids.
AAAUCUUUUAUAAAUAAAUCAAUCAGUUGCAUCAAUAUAUUUAGUAGUUUGCUAUCCUUUACAUUUUUAAAGAAUGAAAGUACACUUGUUUUUCGUUGCUUUGGGUAUUAUUUGUAAUCAAGCAGUUUCGCAAAGGUUCGGUUAUCCUCUUUCAAUUAAUGGACCUAUGAUACCACCUCGAUUAAAUGGCAUAAAAAAGAGAUCUUCAUUUAGAUUCAGAAGUGGUUUUCGUCAUCCAUCAAAUGGGCCAUUAUUUCAGCCGCCAGCAUAUAGAUACAAAUCUCAUCCCUUCCAGACACUAGCCCCUCCAAUGACAAAUCCAUAUGUGCUCCCACAUCAAGCAUCUGCAUCUACAAAACCUUAUGGGCCCCUUAUGAAAGGGUUUCCACAAAAAAGAAGCAGGCAACUAAAUAAAAUCGGGACAGAAGAAUCAAGUGGACAAAUGUACUAUUUAAUUCCUCCAAGUGAUAUCAAAUAUGACCCUGAAAAGUCCGCACUUAAACUGGUCCCGCAGCCUUAAAAAUCCAACAGCACCGCAAAAUUCAACACUAUAUUAUUUG